GGGGGGGGUGCUGGGUAUAAAGCUAUGCUGCCUUUGUCCUUGCCACUCUACCUGUCUUUAAGUGAGUAGGUAGAGCAGCCUGUCGAACUCCAGGAUGGUCAGAUCACUGCUUGGCCUGCUUUUCGCCUCCUCGGUUCUGCUUUGCAGCGCCACUCCAGUGGACAGGCAUGGUGAGUCGGAUGCCAAAUGCCCUCUGAUGGUGAAGAUCCUGGACGCGGUGAAGGGUGUGCCAGCCGGCUCUGUGGCACUGAAGGUGGCCCGACGAGAUGCUAACGGAGCGUGGGCACAGGUCGCUAACGGGGUUACAGACGCUACUGGGGAGGUUCAUAACCUGAUCACAGAGCAGGAUUUCCAGCCAGGGGUGUAUCGUGUUGAGUUUGACACCAAGUCUUACUGGAAGGCCGAAGGCCGGACACCAUUCCACGAAAUGGCGGAUGUUGUCUUCGAGGCGCAUGUUGGCGGUCAUCGCCACUACACCCUGGCCCUGCUGUUGAGCCCGUUCUCCUACACCACCACCGCAGUGGUGGUGAACACACACGAGUGACACACACACACACACUACCCAGGUCACCCCAAUAAACAGCUGGAGAACAGUCCGGGCAUUGCUUCCUCUAUAUUUUGCUGUGCUGUGGCAAAUCCUGUUCUUAUUUCAAUGUGUGUUCAUGAUUGUUUGUUUGUGAGAAGUUUCCAUGAGACAAAUAACUCCAGGACACUUUGGGGGUGUUUUCCAGAACAUGGCAAUGAAGGUGUUUAUUCAUCUUCUUGAUUGACCCAGAAAAAAUUAAACAAAAACCGAACAAAGUCCAA
Messenger RNA from Osmerus eperlanus (European smelt), 807 nucleotides. RefSeq names its product transthyretin (prealbumin, amyloidosis type I) (gene ttr). Bases 95 to 544 code for a protein of 149 amino acids. NCBI's taxonomy places the organism in Eukaryota, Metazoa, Chordata, Actinopteri, Osmeriformes, Osmeridae. Gene Ontology annotation, biological process: purine nucleobase metabolic process. The record is from RefSeq and is a predicted model, not a curated record. The transcript has 4 exons.